GAGGAGACGAGAAAUAUCUCUUUAGAAACAGAACAGAACAGAGAGACACAAAAAUGUAUUUCGCAGCCAUAGCUUCUUCACGACAUAGCUUUUUGUCAGACUCUUUCAGUUCCCGACACAGCUUCAAACCCAGACACAGUAAUAAGCUCACACGUACCAAUUCAAUAUGUUGCAAAUCUCCACACCACGACGACGAAACUGAUUCUUCUCGGAAAAAUGAGAAUCAGCUGGCGAAAUUAGCAAUCGCGACGUUAGCGGUUGGCGUUUUGGCUUUGGGAUCCGUUGGAGAUGAUGCGUCUGCGGCUAAGAGCGGCGGAAGAAUCGGUGGUCAAGCGUUUCGGUCUUCAGCUCCUCGGCCUCCUCCUAGAAUUAACAACCGAUCGAGGACCAACAUCUACGUGAAUCCUCAGGUUGCACCACCUUUGAUCGGUGGCUAUGGAUAUGGCUACGGCGGUUGGGGAUGGUCACCGUUUUCUUACUUUGCCCCCGGUCCUGCGGUGGCAGUUGGUGGCGGCGGUGGCUUCGACCUCCUCGUCCUCUUCAUGUUUUUUGGAGCCGCUUCAGCCGUGGCCAGAAACGUUUUCCGAUCAAGAAAUGAAGAAGAUGACGAAGAUGACUAUUAGGGCUGGGAAAGAAUAAAAUCAGAGAGGCAUGUCUUAUUACAAACAUAGUCGAAUAUACGAUUUUGUGUUAAAAGUUAAUGAUGGAAAAGACGGUUUGUAAUUUGUAAACCUUGAGACAAGUUACUAAGAACAAUCUGAAAAACUUAUAUAGCUAAACUCAAAUUGAAACA
This is a messenger RNA of Raphanus sativus (radish), 793 nucleotides long. RefSeq lists its product as uncharacterized. The record is from RefSeq and is a predicted model, not a curated record. NCBI's taxonomy places the organism in Eukaryota, Viridiplantae, Streptophyta, Magnoliopsida, Brassicales, Brassicaceae. Bases 54 to 623 code for a protein of 189 amino acids. The transcript has 4 exons.